Bipolaris zeicola 26-R-13 is the source of this 831-nucleotide messenger RNA. RefSeq lists its product as uncharacterized. The transcript is spliced from 3 exons. Gene Ontology annotation, cellular component: nucleus; 90S preribosome. Lineage: Eukaryota; Fungi; Ascomycota; Dothideomycetes; Pleosporales; Pleosporaceae. The record is from RefSeq and is a predicted model, not a curated record. Bases 1 to 831 code for a protein of 276 amino acids.
AUGUCAGAUUCUGAAGGAGGUAUACCCCUCAUUGAGGCGCAGUUUGACGUUGACGCUUCUUCCAAAAAGAGGAAAAGAGAAGCCGAGCCUGAGGCAACCAAGGACGACAAGAAAGCUGCCAAAAAAGCCAAGCGAAAGGAAAAGAAGAAGCAGAGAGCAAAGGCGAUAGAUGAAGAUGAUUUGGACCAGCAGUUGGGAGUGAACCACGCUUUCGAGCGCAUGGAUGGCCAGCUACUAGCAGACUACGUCAACGCGCGAACACGACUAUAUGGACAAGAUUUGAGCAGUGUAGAGCUCGAGGACAAGUUCAUUUCCGCACGCACAGUACAAGAUAGCACGAGCUGGAGCGAACCACGAACGACGGAUAAUCUACCAGCCUUUCUCAAGAAGCAGGCGGGUGCGCUACAACUGACGCCUUCCAAGCCGCCCGGAGCACCACAUACGAUUGUGGUGACUUUGUCUGGGAUUCGAGCGGCCGAUGUCUGCCGGACUCUGAAGGCGGGACUGCCCAAACAAGGAGUUCAAAAGCCGAAUGUCGCAAAGCUAUUUGCAAAGCAUCUCAAACUGGCGGAUCAGGUAUCGCAGUUGAAGAAGAGCAAAAUCGACUACGGAGUUGGAACGCCUGAUCGACUGGUGGCAUUGCUUGAGGAUGGGGCACUUUCCACGGCCAACCUGAAGCGAGUGGUGGUGGAUGUGUCUUAUAUUGACCAAAAGAAGCGUGGGAUUCUGGACAUGAAGGAGCUGCAUGAGGCGCUGAUGAAGCUGCUGCUGCGGAAGGAGCUGGUGGGGGAAGACAAGCAGGGAGGCGAUGGACUGUUUCUUUUCUACUAA